AUGCGCCACCACCUCCCCUCGUUCCGCGUCCGGCACGCGCGCGACUUCCGGCUUGCGGUGAGCGGCGGCGGCGGGUCGCUGUUCGUCAAGCCCGGUGGGCAGGUCGUCGCGGCCCAUCCCGGCGCGCUGAAGAGCAAGACCGAGAACCUGGCCGCCGAGGGACCGCACCCGCACCCGGGGAGCGCCAGGGGCGCACCAAAGGUUGUGGAUGAUACUCGCUUGAUCAGGCCGGGUGAUUGGCUUGGGGAUGGGGAAGCCGACACCUCGGCGCAGGACGGUCAGGACGGUUUGGACGGUCAAGGCGAUCCGGGCUGGCAGGACUUGUCGGGCCAAGGGGAGGAGGGUUCGGGAAGGGAAGGGCAGAUUGUGGUGCCAGACGAUGCGGGGGGACCGGAUGUGACGGUGAGCACGACAGGUCGUCGAGUGGACGGCCCUCCGAUCAUUGCUCAGACUGCAUUCCCCGACAUCGUGGUCACUACGUUCACCAAAGUCAAUAUCUUUGGGACAACACUGCCUUUGUCUGCCAUCCACUACGACCACCGCCCUCGAUACCACCACAACUGCGAGCUCAACCACCACCUCGUCCUCCGCCGCUGCCGCCCCCACUGCCAAUCUCAGCGCCGCGCUCCAGCAGCACGAGAAACAGCUCCGUGCCGGGAUCGCAUUCUCGGCAUUGCGGCGCUCGGCUUCGUCGUCGCGGUCCUCGCCUGGUGGCUCCGACCCGCCGCUUUACCGCGCACCGCGACGACGAUGACGACAAACAACACCAACAACAACGUCACCACCCUCGAGAGCGGCCGGCACCGCAACCUCGCGGGCUCGGGAUCGUUGCUCCGGGCUUGGAUGGUCCGUCUGGCGCAGGCGCGAACGGGCCGUCGACCAGACGCACCCGGCGACCGCCGCUUCACCGACAUCAACGGGUCUUGGCCGAACCCUCUCCCUCCGGACCGAGGAGGUCAGUCGCAUGCGUAUGCGCACCCGUCGCUCCCGCAGGUGACGCCCGGGACGCCGUUCGUCGACGUGCGCCUGGAGGACACGCCGCGGACGCUGCAGAUCGCGAACCUCGCCCGGGCGACAUCUCAGCGGACAGCGGCGAUGGUGAUGCCGCGGAGCCGGCCGGCCGUGGAGCCCGCUGAAGAUGCAGAGACUCCGCGCGGCGGGUGGGAGCGGGAGGAGCAGGCUCGAUUAGAGAAGCCGCUGCCGUAUCCCGGCGAGAUACAGCGCUAUUCGAGCAGCGACAGUCAGGAGACGAAGAGGGGGGAGGAGAAGGAGAAAGGGCAAGAACAAGAGCAAGAGCAGGAGCAGGAGCAAGAGCAGAGGUCUGAGAGCUGGACGGCGUCGAUCCGGUCCAACUUCUUCAACGCGCUCAACGCCGUCGUCGGCACUGGGGCGGGCACCGGACCCCCACACUGGCUCCCGCCCCCGACGCCGGACUCAUCACCCACGGGGGCCAUCGAGAAGGACGCGAGCCCGCCGGUGUACGGCCCUACAAACGACAGUUUCACUCUCCCACCUACGCGCAAGCUCCGGAACAGCAUAUCCGUGCACGUCCGGACCGAGAAGGAGACGUUCUGCGACCAGACCCUCCCGGGCGCCGGCGCUGACCAAGAGCUCGAGUCCGUCCCCGAGUACGCGAGCCCCGAGCCGCUGCCGACGCAGCGUACGAGUUCGGAACGAGUACACGACACGUACACAUCGGACGACACAUUGGGCGAGGGCGACGAGACGCUCGCAGAGGCAAUGGCUGCCGUCGCUGGGGCCGUCGACUUUGAGAAGCCCACCCCGCGCGUCGGACAAGAGCGGCGCGGCGGCGUGGUGCACGCGAUCCGGAGCGCGGCGGGCGUGGUGCGGCGGGCAUCGCUCGCCGUCGCGAGCCCCAUCCUCGGCCGACGCGGGACGCCGCGCACCCCAGCGGUGCAGGCGUUCGAACACCGCAAGAGCACAGUGAUCUUCGACGCGUCCUUCGACGAGCAUGAGCCAAGCGACUCGGGGCCAGGGCCCGUCGACCCUCGCACUAACCGUCGGACUAAGCGCACCGGCACCAUCUUCUCGUUCGACGACGGUGACGAGGGCGAGCUGUCCGAGGACGAGCGGCUGGCGCAGCGCGUCCUGCGCCAGCGGCGGCGACGGGUGCUGGAACUCCUGAAGCCCAGGCCUGUGGCGAGGGCGAAGACGCGGGCGAAGGCGGCGAAGGAGAGCAAGACGGUCUCGCGGCGGAAGCAGACGCAGCGGCGCAAGGAGAAGGUCGUCGGGUAG
Messenger RNA from Epithele typhae, 2256 nucleotides. RefSeq lists its product as uncharacterized. NCBI's taxonomy places the organism in Eukaryota, Fungi, Basidiomycota, Agaricomycetes, Polyporales, Epitheliaceae. The transcript has 5 exons. Bases 1 to 2256 code for a protein of 751 amino acids. The record is from RefSeq and is a predicted model, not a curated record.